AUGGUUGGGUUCAAGGCCUUGGCCUGGCUGCCGGAACCGGCACACCGCCGGUUCGCCGCCGUGGAAAAGAGGAAAACCUCCAAUCUAGGGAUUCUCGCCUUCGAGACGGCGAAAAUCAUGUCCAGGCUGGUCUCCCUCUACACCUCCCUCUCCGAUGACGAAAUCUCGCGGCUGAAGAACGACGUCAUCCGGUCCAAGGGCGUUCGGUUCUUAAACUCCGGCGACGAGGAGUUCCUCCUCGGCCUCGCGCGCGCCGAGAAGCUUGAGGAUCUCGACCGGGCCGCCGCCGCCGUCGCCUGCCUGGGCAAGAAGUGCGAUGAUAGCGGCCUGAACCGGUUCACAUCCGUCUAUACGGAUCUGAAGUUAGGGUUCAUCGAUUUGGGGAAAUCGGAUCUGUACGGAUCGAGGUCGGCCGCGAGAAGGGUUGGGAGGAUGAAGAAACUGGCCUCGACGACGUCGUAUUUGCGGUCGGCGAUGGACGUUCUGACUGAUAUGGAGAUCUCCGAGGGGAAGCUGAAGCAGCUCAGCCGCCGGCAGGUGGAGAUGAUGAAGAUCGACCCAAUCGAUUUCAGCCGAAAGCUCGAAAAUCACCGGAGAGAAGUUCGUCGUCUCCAAGAGACCUCUCUCUGGAGUCAAACCUUCGACAGGAGCGUGGAUCUCAUGGCCCGGACCGUAUGCGCAGUGUACGUAAGAAUCCAGGUCGUUUUCGGGCCGAAUCAGGGGAAUCUCGGGCCGAAUAUCAUCCCCCAUUCUUGCCCGCUGCUUACCGAAUCGAAGCCCGUCCAGUUGCACAGAUGGAGGUCCUCCAUCGACUUCCCCAACGAGUCGAGCCACGGGCCGGAUGGGGUGUACCACUCGGCCGGGCCCAACACUGUAGGAAGUGCGGGCCUGACGACACUGUAUGCCAACGUGAUUGUACUUGCCGAGAAGUACCUGGGCUCGGAAAGCCCGAUCAGUCACGACGAGCGGGAGGGACUCUACCGGAUGCUGCCGGAGAAUCUGAAAUCGGCAUUGAGGAUGAAGCUGGGGAAGAACAUGAGGUUUGCGGAAAACGAUGAGCUGCUGGCAAAAGGGUGGAAGGAGGCUGUGGAGGAUAUGUUGAGGUGGCUCGGUCCCAUGGCUCGUGAUAGCUUGAAGUGGCUGGUGGAGAGGAAUGUGUUGGAGAGGAUGAGACUCGAUGGGUACGGGACGAAGGGUAAUGUUCUGUUGCUGCAGACACUGCAUUUUGCGGAUAGGGAGAAGACUGAGGCCGCCAUUGCCGAGGUGUUGGUCGGGCUUAGCUGCAUUUUCCGGUACGGAAACCGGCGACUAGGUGUGUGA
Messenger RNA from Striga hermonthica, 1320 nucleotides. Lineage: Eukaryota; Viridiplantae; Streptophyta; Magnoliopsida; Lamiales; Orobanchaceae. The record is from the annotation of a GenBank genome assembly.